AUGGUUUGUAAUCACAAUUGCAGUCGGCCAGAUGUUCCGGUCAUGACUACUGAUAGGGAACACUUUCAGUUGCUGAACUGUUCCAAUGUUCGAGUGGGUAUUACAGUGGCAAUGUUGUGCGAAACAGUGGUAAAGAAAGGACGAGGCUCAAAAACAAUGAAAGAGCUAACACGUAGCGAUGUACAGUGUAGAAUAUGCUAUUGCGCUCAAGUGGAUCCAGGUGGCUGGGUGCCGGCAUCUGCGUUGCGAAUUAUUUACAAGAGGGAAUAUCCGAAAUUUCUGCGCGGUUUUACGAAAUAUGUAUUGGCUCAUGUUAAUUCUCAUCCAUUAAUCAUCUGA
This is a messenger RNA of Gongylonema pulchrum, 339 nucleotides long. The record is from the annotation of a GenBank genome assembly. Lineage: Eukaryota; Metazoa; Nematoda; Chromadorea; Rhabditida; Gongylonematidae.